AUGUCUGCGAAUAUCUCUGACUUGUCGCUCACUAUAAUCCCGGAAGGCCGCUGGAAUAAUUUUAGCGAUGGUAAGUCUUAUCGAGAGUUGAUCGAUGACGGUGCACCAGCAUCAGGGGAUGGAUACUUCGACGGCUUCUACUACAACUCACAGAAGCAAAUCAAGGAAAAGGCCCAGCUUGUGAAGACGAGACGCCUAGAUGGCCUCACCAUAUUUUACCCUGUCCUCGAUCUCCCCGCUACUAAUGCAUCCUCUCUGCUGCAUGCAGCCGUUUCUGGAUAG
Perkinsus marinus ATCC 50983 is the source of this 282-nucleotide messenger RNA. RefSeq lists its product as hypothetical. The coding region runs from base 1 to 282 and encodes 93 amino acids. NCBI's taxonomy places the organism in Eukaryota, Perkinsozoa, Perkinsida, Perkinsidae. The record is from RefSeq and is a predicted model, not a curated record. The transcript is spliced from 2 exons.